CGACGUUGGACGAGGACUAUGGGGAAGCAGAUUAUCACGAUCCUGGUCCUGAUAAACCGCUUGAUCCGUUCACUGAAACUCCUUUUAUCAGUGAAAGGCCUUACACGGUAUCAUCUACGAGUCACGGAAUUGUCGAUCAUUCUAUUGAUGAUCGUAACGAGAAAGACGAAGACGAAUACGAAGAAGAAGAUAACGGAUUUGACCAUCAUGUACCUGUAACUGAAGCGGAAACGGAAAAGCCAGUAGAGACGUCAAGUCAAAGUAUUGCCGGUUACCUCGAAGAUAGGUGCCGCGGAGACGACAAGUUCCGAUGCGGUAGUUCGAAUGUGAUCAUUUGCGAUGUGCAAAAAUGUGAUGGAGUCCGUGAUUGUCCAAACGGCGCGGAUGAAGACCUUCCUGAAUGUUUACCAGGGGUUCCAACUACGAUAGAUUGCACCGACCAGGAGUUCAGAUGCGAUAAUGAUAAAUGUAUUGCCAAAUCGAAGAAAUGUGAUCACGUGCGUGACUGUGAAGACGGAUCUGAUGAGCUGGACUGCCCAACUGCAGCCCCACCGGCAAGAGAUUGCGGUGACGACGAUUUCACAUGCAGUAAUGGAGAUUGUAUCACAGCUGAGCAGCAAUGCGAUGGCCAUGAGGAUUGUGAUCAUGGCGAAGAUGAGCUGCAUUGUUCAAAACGAGAAUGUGCAUCAAGUGAAUUCCAAUGUAACGACGGCCGUUGCAUAUCGAAAGAAAAUGUAUGCGAUGGAAUCAAACAUUGCCAUGAUGAAGAAGACGAGGAUUGUGAGUUCGAAGGUGACGAAUGUGGUGUGCAUGAAUUCCAAUGUCUCUUGGAUAGAGUUUGCAUUCCUAUGGAGUACCGCUGUAACAGCCGACUGGAUUGCUUUGAUGGAUCUGACGAGAAAGGUUGCGAAUCUUGUAAGGAAGAUGAUUUCCACUGCGACAAUGGCCACUGCAUUCCCAUGAGCCAAAGAUGCGAUCGCUUUCAUCAGUGCAGCGAUGGCAGUGACGAGAAGGGUUGUAAAACGGAAACAUGUAGCACUCAAGAAUUCACCUGCCUAAGUGGUGAAUGCAUCAAUGAUCGUGAUUACUGCAAUGGUAUCGCGGAUUGUGAUGAUGGUUCCGAUGAACGUGACUGCCCUCGGAAGUGCGAUGACCGUUAUGAGUUCACAUGCUCAGAUGGGUCUUGUAUAGCAAAAGAAAAUCAUUGUAAUGAUAACGACGACUGUCCUGAUGGCAGUGACGAGAUCGGCUGUGACGAUAACUCGCAUUUAAAAUCAUUGGAUCAUCAUCACAAUCGUGCUAGCGCUACUCAUCAUCCACACCAUGGCCAACAUCAGCCGGCUCACGGCAAUCGCUGCGGACGCGACAAUUUCCAGUGUCACGAUGGCAUAUGUAUAGCAGGCUACAAAAAGUGCAAUGGAAUUGUUGACUGUCACGACGAGUCCGACGAACUCGAUUGUCCAUACGCUAACGAAGAUGAUGAUGAAAUCUGCAGCAGUGAUGAAUUUUACUGCGAUGGUAGAUGUUUGGAUAACAGCUUCCGCUGUGAUGGUAGAAUUGAUUGUCAGAACGCAGAAGACGAGGAUGACUGCGAAAUUGCUGGUAAAGUUUUAAUGCGCUUUAUAUGUAAUGACUAAUGAAACUAAACUUCACUAAAUCUGCCAAAUACUACACACUUAGAAAUAAAUAAUUUUACACGUGAUGGAAUCCAUCUCUGACAUAAAGGAUCAGACGUAAACAAAUAUUUCAUGUAAAAUUAAGUGCUCGGAGACUGAAAAGUUCGUAACUCGACGAAAAGUACGUUUGAUUUAGUUGAAUUUCGCGUCUGUUAGGACUCAAUUUUAUGUCAAAAUUGACGCUCGUAUAUGUCAGUCUCAGAGCACCUACAUUUACAUAAUUAUUUCUUAGUGUGUAGAAAAUAAGAACACAUAAUUUUAGUACGUAGCUUUACUAAAACAUGGCUAAUGAUCUAUAAAAAAAAAACUAAAUGAAUCAUAAAGCAUUUUUCAACAAUCUAUAUUCUGCAGUUAUCAUUCGCUGGUUUGGACAGUUUUGAAGCAAUCAAGCUUUGUAUAAAGAGAAAGAGAAGAAUUAGUCAUUUCCAUUUAAUUCCACUACCUUAUUGGCGUAUCCUUGACAGAUACGCGUAUUUCGUCUACAAUGUGCAGACUUCUUCAGUGUCUUGUACUAAUACUCGACUUAGUACAAGACACUGAUACAAGGAUAAGCAAAUAAGGUAGUGCAAUUAAAUGGAAAUUACUAAUCCUCCCCCUGAUAAAAAUUUACCAUAAAAAAACAAUAGAAGCUAUUGUUACAAUACAAUAAAACCUUUUGUUCAAUCAAUAAAUGUUAUUGUCAAAAAUAAUAAAAAAAUACAAUAGAACUUAUUGUUAUGUACAAUAUAAUCUUUU
This is a messenger RNA of Ochlerotatus camptorhynchus, 2411 nucleotides long. RefSeq names its product sortilin-related receptor-like. Lineage: Eukaryota; Metazoa; Arthropoda; Insecta; Diptera; Culicidae. The annotation marks the transcript as partial. Gene Ontology annotation, cellular component: plasma membrane. The transcript is spliced from 11 exons. Gene Ontology annotation, molecular function: protein binding. The record is from RefSeq and is a predicted model, not a curated record.